This is a messenger RNA of Cylicocyclus nassatus, 2295 nucleotides long. NCBI's taxonomy places the organism in Eukaryota, Metazoa, Nematoda, Chromadorea, Rhabditida, Strongylidae. The record is from the annotation of a GenBank genome assembly.
AGGAAGGUACUAACCUCACCUCCCGAGUAUCUCAUCAUGAGUGAUGCCUUCGAAAGCAGUCAAUUUCUGAUUCAGCUGUCAUUACCGUGAUCCACUCUGCAGGCGGCCUUUUGAGCUGGCCAUCAGUUUCUCGUUUGGGUAUACUGCCGUAGCGGAGAGCGCAAUUCUUCCCUCUCCUCUUUUUUCAUCUCUCCUCCAAGGUUUUUUUAUUUGAAUUCCUCACAACACGAUCACGAUGGCUAAAGGAAACAAUCCAAUAGAGGAGAAUACCACGCUGAUGAAUGGUAACAACAAAGCGGCUGACUACGAUGAAUCCUUCUCGCGCUUCCUUUACAACAAGGAUAGAGGCACUGUGCUGGGCAGAACGGCGAAAUCAUGGUGUCAAAUCACCAUCUUCUAUAUAAUAUUUUACUCAUGUCUAGCAGCUUUUUGGAUUGCUUGUCUUGCAAUAUUCCUCAACACUCUUGACUCGAAAGUGCCACGCUUUUACGGUAAAGGGACUAUCAUUGGAAUUAAUCCCGGAGUUGGUUAUCAACCCUGGCUCAAAGAGAAUCCGGAGUCAACCCUCAUAAAAUACAAUAUGAGGGAUGAGCAAUCGUGGCAGCCAUAUGUAAAACAGUUAAAUGAGUACUUGAAGAAGUAUGAAGACAUCAAUGGUACUAGGGACUGCGGUCCGGGAGACAAUAAUAGUGAUCUCGUCAAUGAUGGUGUUUUGCCAUGCCGUUUUGACCUCACGAACUUCACGUUAGCCGGAUGUGGGCCCGACAAAAAUUAUGGUUAUGGAAGAGCUGGCAGCCCAUGUGUGGUGUUAUCACUAAAUCGUCUAAUUGGGUGGCAGCCAGUGGACUAUGCUCCGGAUUCCGUGCCGGAGAAUGUGAAGGGGCGCUACAAGAGUGGUUCAAUUGCUAUGUACUGCGAUGGCGCUAAUGAUCCAGAUAAGGAGCAUAUUGGCCGCCUAAAAUACAUUCCCGAACAUGGAAUUGACGGAAGAUAUUAUCCUUACGUGUACGUACCCAACUACCAUCAACCAAUUGCGAUGGUGAAAUUUGAAUCACUACCACGUAAUAAGCUUGUUCUGGUGGAAUGCCGUGCUUAUGCGCUCAAUAUCGAACAUGAUAUCACGUCACGACUGGGGCUCGUUCAUUUCGAGUUAUUCCUUGAGGAUAAAAUGGUAGAGACAAAGCCAUCUUCCUUGUGAUUCCAAGCGAGUACAGUGCAACACGACGUGUACGCCGGUUCACGUUCUUUCCAUUCGUCUCUUUCGUGUGAUCCCUCUGCUGUGGUCCUCCAGACUGACCUUCCUUUCCCACAAAAGUACUCGAUGGGGUCCACUGUUCUAACAUUUUAUUUAGAACUUUCCAUUUUCUCGAGUUCAUCCCCCUAUGGACUGUGUUGUAUUUCACGUCUCUGCCUAGCUGAUCACUCACACUCGUAUUUCGUGUCAGCUUCGAUUCGGCCUGAAAGCCAAUAGGUGUAGUAUUCAGAGUUACAGAUAUGACUCAGAGAUGAUGGCGUUUUAUAUAGUCCCGGUCUAUGUAUGUCUUCCUUGUUGUUUUCACGAACGUCACCAGUUUCUUAAACCUCAUCGCUUCACGUGGGGUAUGCGUUCUUCCGCUCCCCUCCAUGCUCACUUGUUUAGUAGUUUUAUUGAGAUCGACAUCCUAUGUCCCUCCUCGUCCCACUCCACGCCCCGAUUAUCUUUGUAUGAAAGGAUUGUAUGCAUUAAGCGUUUAGUAGCAAGUCUAGUUUCCGCCAAAUGCGCGUAGGAUACUUUCCUUAGCCUCUGGCUAGAGGUGCGCACGGUGUGCGGUGAAAUGCGCGCGAACAGCGGGUGUUCCCGCAUGUCGCCACGACUUGGCACGCAUCCGUCGGGUCCUUGCUUACGCUGCAUUUGCAAGUAAGAAUAGGACUUGAGUUGUGUAGGGUGUACGAUAUGUAUGUUUCUCAGAUGUUAACCUGGAUUGUUAUAUGUCCUACAAGUGUCUCAUUCAAACAAUAGAGAUUUCUCUGAUCGUACUUUGUGAUCAUGAUGGUAUGUUUCGAGUUUAUAUCUUUGAUAAUUCCGAUGAUGAUGAUGAUGAUAUAUUGUUAUGUCAAAAGGGUUGGCGUCCGACGUUGAGUUCCCAUUCCUUCCGUGUGUUGUAUCUCCUUGAAAGGUUCGGGCGCGUAACCUUUCUCUAGUGGUAGAUUUGUACGGUAGUGUUUUGUAGGAAUGCUUAUAAGCGAUUUUGAAUUCACAUUCAGAUUGUAUUUGAACAUUUAGAACGAUAUUUGAUAAAAUUGAUUGAUAUAGCC